UUGGGGCCAUUUACACUUUCGUUCACCUGAAGACGCCAAAAACUUUUAUGAUCUUGUAAAAGCGAAGAUCCCAAUGCCUGGUCCUAGUAAUAAGAAAUUCUACUUCGCAAUGGGAAAGAAAACAGAUUUCGAAGAGCAUAAUGGUGAAGAUGUUGACGGCGAAAGUGCUGAUGAUGUUGACGGCGAAAGUGCUGAU
Racocetra fulgida is the source of this 196-nucleotide messenger RNA. NCBI's taxonomy places the organism in Eukaryota, Fungi, Glomeromycota, Glomeromycetes, Diversisporales, Gigasporaceae. The record is from the annotation of a GenBank genome assembly.